GGACGGUGUCACUUGACUCGCUGAAAACGGUGCAACGUACGUAAAAAGAUGUGCACGGAAAUGCCAAAAUCUGCAUCGAUGCAAUGCCGCGUGUCGCGUGCAGGCUCAUCGCCCCCGAGAGAGAUGCUCCUUGGCGGGGACACACCAGCAACAAAGAGAGAAAGAAACGUCAAGUUUCGACUUCAAUGCAGAUCAUCUAAAGCAUCCGGCACUGAGGGACUUUGUUUUGAAGAACUGUCCCAGUGGUCACAAUCCCUGGAGAGACUCAUGGCAUCAAAGUAUGGAAUGAAGAUAUUCCAGGCUUUCCUGAAGUCCGAGUUCAGCGACGAAAACAUGGAGUUUUGGCUGGUGUGCGAGGAAUACAAGAAAAUCAGGUCCUCGUUCAGGACGACAUGCAGGGCUAAAAAGAUCUUCAAACGUUACAUCCAGGCCGAGGCACCGAGAGAGAUCAACAUUGAUCACAAGACCAGGGAGCUGAUCCGACGCAGCCUUAAGUCGGGUGGCACAGGGUGCUUUGAUGAGGCCCAGAGGAUGGUCUACGGACUAAUGGAGAGGGAUUCCUACCCCCGAUUCUUACAGUCAGACGUAUACCAGACUUUUCUGGAAUCUGUUUCCAAAUCCGUGGCAAUGUGAAGACCUUACAUGCCAGUUUUGUUUGACUCGAGACCGUGGACACUCCCAGAAGGGAGCUGAGCCUCCAUUCAGUGGGAACUGCGGAGCAAAAUUAUGUAUCACACCAAAAACAUGAUCUGUAACCGACAGAGCACUUCUGUGGUAAGUACUUGUUCAGAACCAGCUGGGGUGAUACACAUGAACAUGUGCGGGAGUUGACCACCAAACCGAAGACAAACGAUCCUAAGAUCUUGGAGACACAUCCAGAAAUGAUCCUGACCAAAGAUGCAUUCUUCUGUAUGAACACUCACCUUUUCACCUGCCAAGCCUUGCAGGAGUCCGUCAGUGUUUGCAAAGAUACAAUUGCUCAUCACUCAUGUGGCGUAGCACACCCUGGAAGAUCUUCCCAAUAGUCUCUUACCAUAUUUCAAGGCAGAUUAUUUGAUGCAUUGUGUUGUGUAGGCUGCCUACUUUGCUUCAAGUUCCAAAAUAUAACAAGAACUAAUGUUGCCUCAGUAAGGAAAGCAGCCAUUGGCUGUCCUCAAAGUCGCCAGAUGACAGCAUGGCUUCAUUUGCAUAAUUUAGGAGAGAGAAAUAAAGUUUUUUUUACCUGCAA
Nerophis lumbriciformis (worm pipefish) is the source of this 1228-nucleotide messenger RNA. RefSeq names its product regulator of G-protein signaling 13-like. NCBI's taxonomy places the organism in Eukaryota, Metazoa, Chordata, Actinopteri, Syngnathiformes, Syngnathidae. The record is from RefSeq and is a predicted model, not a curated record.